Molecule: messenger RNA, 1492 nt
Organism: Thlaspi arvense
Lineage: Eukaryota; Viridiplantae; Streptophyta; Magnoliopsida; Brassicales; Brassicaceae
Source: the annotation of a GenBank genome assembly
GGAUGAAAUAUCAAUAGAUAUAAAUGACGGAGUAAAGUCCACUACCACUACAAGGACACAGAACAUCACAUCAUCUAUCUAUCAUGUCUUUCUCUCGAACACAACCCUCCUCUUCUUCUUCUUCUUCAUCCUCUUCUUCAGUUUGGCAACUCCAAUACAUGAAGCUCCACUUCUUCACCAAGAUUCGUGCCCUUCUGACAUCCAAAGCAUCCUCUCGCAAGUGCAACCAUCAAGGCCCAGUUGAGAAAUCAAGAACCCAACAAGAUUCCGACAAGGUGGCAGCGCUUCCGGAAAUAGCAUCGAAGCCACCUGAAGAUGUGAAUGAGGAGGUUGUGUUGCAGAAAACUGUGAAGAAGCUUCACUUUGGAAGUUUGGAAGAAAAAGAGAAAGCUGCCAUCGAGAUCGAGAAACUAGCCAGAGAAGACAAGAAGACUCGGAAGCUCAUGGCUGAGCUCGGUGUUCUUCAAGUUCUUGUUUCUAUGGUCGCUUCCGAUGUCUCCAGCCAACAGAAAGCUGCCGUUAUGGCUCUUAUUCAACUUUCUCAUGGAACCUACACGAACAAGGCACUGAUAGUAAACGCCGGAAUAUGCUCAAAGCUACCUAAAAGUGUCGAGGUUCUCGACCAAUCAACAAGACAUGGCUUCGCGGAGCUUCUGCUCUCAUUGUCUUCUCUAACAAAUACACAAAUACCAGUAGCUUCAUCACAGAUUCUACCGUUCUUGAUGGAAAUGACGGAGUCAGAGUCAACAAACAUAAAGUGCAAAGAGAUAUGUCUAGCCACCAUUAACAAACUCUGCCUCGUGCUGGAAAACGCAGGGCCGUUGGUCUUAAACGGAGCAGUGAAGACACUCCUAAACGUAAUGUUGGUAAAAGACUUGUCAGACAAGGCACUAGCGAGUCUAGGGCAAUUGGUGGUGACUCAAAUGGGUAAAAAGGCAAUGGAGGAGUGUUUGAUUGUUCCCAAAGGUUUGAUAGAGAUUCUAACAUGGGAAGACAAACCGAAAUGCCAAGAAUACUCGGCCUAUAUCUUGAUGGUCUUAGCUCAUCAGAGUUGGAGCCAGCGCGAAAAAAUGGCCAAGGCAGGGAUUGUGCCGGUUCUUCUUGAAGUGACCUUACUUGGGAGCCCUCUGGUUCAGAAGAGAGCAGUGAAACUUUUGCAAUGGUUCAAGGACGAGAGAAAUGAACGGAUGGGUCCUCAUUCGGGUCCACAAACGGGUCGGAUGAGUUCCGGGAUGGGAUCCCCAAUGAGUCCGAGGUCAGGGGAAGAAGGUAAGAAGAUGAUGAAGAAUCUGGUGAAACAGAGCUUGUACAAGAACAUGGAGAUGAUAACUAGACGAGGGAAUGUGGAUAUGGAGAGGGAAGCUUGUAGGCUUAAGUCUUUGAUCAUCAGCACAAGCUCUAAAAGCUUGACUUAUUGAUCUUUGUUUUAUGCUGAUACUUUGCCGUAUAAAGUGAUUAAGUGAGUGUCCUGCUAUCAACAAAUGAACAUUUA